AUGCAACCAUCGACCAUGGCACUCGGCAAGGAGAAGAGAAAGACGACUGUCGUCGUUACUAGUGGUGCCGAUGACACUCCAGUAGCUCCUCCAGUUGUAGACGGCCUCCGCGAGCUUCCUGACAACUUUUGUCCGGUGGAGGAGGUCGUGCUUGGCGGCGACGAGAACAUCGCCAAGAUUCACCCAGGCAACCGACGUCUUCAAGCUCUCAUCGAAGCCAAACUACCACAGUACGCCGCACCCAAGCGGACCAUCAAGGCGAGAGUCGUCGAAGAGGUCAUGAGAGAAAUUGCCGAGGCCAGCCACGUUGGAGGAUUCGUCCACUACGAUCCAAACGCUAAGCGGUGGUUCGCUCUUCACGAUGGACGCAAGAUUCGAAAUCUGAUCUCCAGUUUGUUCCGCGUUGCCCUUGCCGAACGCAACAAGACUUCGUAUGGGAUGACGGUCGACUACAGCAAGCAGCAGGAACGACACAAGACGUCAAUGUACCCACCCCCCAAGGCGAAUGCACCAAACGCUACGGCUGGUCGUGCCGUCACCGCGGGACCGGAUCAUCUAUCGUCGCCACUGCCGCACGAUAUUCUUGCAUUGGUGUCGUCUCCUUCGCCACUCAAGUUUCGACCCUCUUCACCCAUUGCGUCUCCACCCAUCUUUACCAUCUGCGAGUUGAAUCAACCGUCCAACAAAAGUGCCCACGCGACUGUGCCCAAUGGUGUUCAUGCUCGCCCUGGACUCAACGUGAGGCCGACUUUUGUGGGCUCCUCCCCGAUGGAGAUUCCGCCUGUGCGCAAGCAGCCGAUGAGUGGUGCUUCUAGCAUCAGUCCAGCGCCCUUUCCCUUUGCUUACUCCCCGCGACAGCAAGCAGCCCAAGCAGCCGCAGGAGAUUUGGAACUGGAGGACUUGAUCAAGUUCUUGAAGGAAAGCGCAUAA
Molecule: messenger RNA, 930 nt
Organism: Seminavis robusta
Lineage: Eukaryota; Bacillariophyta; Bacillariophyceae; Naviculales; Naviculaceae
Source: the annotation of a GenBank genome assembly